Molecule: messenger RNA, 6722 nt
Organism: Linum trigynum
Lineage: Eukaryota; Viridiplantae; Streptophyta; Magnoliopsida; Malpighiales; Linaceae
Source: the annotation of a GenBank genome assembly
UCCAACACACGUACACAAUAACACAAUUCUAGCGUCAAAUUUGAUUAAAUAAUCAUCCUAAAACAAGUGACCCGCAACAAUUACUCAACUCAUAAGCCCCAUCAAAUUACAUAAAAGUUUUAAAUAUUGUUGAUUGUUGUCGAGCUAUUGUGCACAAGCCUAUCUUUUCUAUUGUGCUCUUUCUGCAGUUUUUCGAAAUUAAUUUCAUUUGAAUCUAACUCACUAUUACUACAACUAGGGUAUGAAAGAGAUCUUGUAGUCUUUCAAACAUCACAUUAUUUUCGGCCAAUGCCUACGGCUCAUCAUAACCUAUUAUUAUCGGCCCUAAUUUCAAGUAUUACUAUGAUAAGUUAAUCGAUCAAUUACAAGAUAAAUUUGACUACCAAUAACCGACCGUUUACCGAUUGGAUUAUUGAUUGCACCACUUAGCAUAACCUUUUACCAACCUAGGCAAAUUUGCCAUCCUCCUAUCCGUGUAAGCAUCUUUUAAGCAAGGAUUAAAAUGCCGUACUGUACCGACUGUUCAACCUGAAAACCCUCUUACCGAAAGCAAAAUCGGUAAGCGAUAUUUAGCGGUGUAAUACAGUUGAACCAUCGUUAAACCAUGGUUAUAGCAUAAAGUACUUUACCGCUAACUUUUCCGGUACGACCUCCAGUACUAUAUGGUAUUUCAAACCUUGCUUAUAACGGUAAAUAAAAAAGUGAGCGAGCAAAUCUGAAUUCAUGACAUGGUCCUUUGGUUCAGAUACCUUAUCUCACAAACAAUUCUAGAAACCUAUGCUCAUAGAUUGCUUAAUCCAACGCAUCACAUAUUAAUUUAGCCCGCAGCAGUAAGCUCUCUGUGUCAAACUUCUUUGAACGGCGGAGCCGCCUACGAGUACGAGAGUCGAGACCAUCCCUCGAGGUCGGGGUCAAAACAAUAUUCAAAUAAAUAAGAACAGAAAAACCACUGCCUAGGAGCAGAAUGACUGGUCAAAUGUCGUCCAACUCGGCGAACCUGCGAAAACCAAAACCAGUCUGACCAUUUCGCCCACUGCCCAGAGACCCAGAUCAUCACUAACAUGUAAAAAGAAACCAGGAACCGAGAAAGGUCAAUUUCGUCAAUAGAAAAUUAGAAAUAAUCGAAUAAAUAAAACACAACACGACCAGAAAAGGAAAGGGUUUUUAGCUACUGCAGCUGCCUGCAACUUGCAAGCAAACCUCACCUUAGCUGGCUCCACACUCUUCUUCAUCAACUCAUCCUCUCUCUCAAACUUUACCUUUCUCUACCCUCCUGCCUCCUUCCAUCACCAUUCUAUUCUAUCAUCAUCUUCGCCACCAAAGUCGACCAAGUCCCUCUCUUUCUCUCUCUCGCUCACUCCCCACAAACAACCCAGUCUUCAACCUCACCCCUAUAUGCUUCUUACCGCUCUGCCAUUUCCCUUCACCAAGUCCAACCCAACAGAAAGCUCUAAUCUUUAGUUAUCUUCCUCAACCAUGGGCGGCAACGGCAAGCACCGCUGGAAAAUCUCCUUCCACCACCGCUCCAAACCGCCGCCGCCACCGGAACCCCCGAAGGAGUUCCUCUGCCCGAUCUCCGGCUCCCUCAUGUCCGACCCGGUCGUCGUCUCCUCCGGCCACACCUUCGAGCGCCUCUCCGUCCAGGUCUGCCUCGACCUCGCCUUCCUCCCCAUCCUCGAAGACACCUCCCUCCCCAAUUUCGCCGCCGUCAUCCCCAAUUCCGCCUUCAAGAGGACGAUUCACAACUGGUGCGACGCCUCCGGCCUCCCGCACCCUCAGCCGCCGGACUACGCCUCCCUCGAGAAGAUCGUGCGGGGUAAGAUGAACGACUCGCCGUCGUCGUCGAUUUCGAACGGGAAUCCCGAUCUUAGGGUUUCAGAGAGGGAGCUGCUCAAGGCCGUGGCGGAGAACCCUCCGAUUUUAUUCUCCCACGCCGCGACCGAGGUGAGUCCCCGAGUUAAUCAUUUCUACUCGGGAUCGUCGGAGGAGUCUGUAAUAGUCGACGGCGGAGGAGAUGCCAGUCCGGUCACUCCGGUCACUCCGCUUCCUCUGGCUACGAAACCAGCUUGCUAUUCCUCCGCCACGUCGUCCAAUUCGUCCUCCGAGAUAACCGAGCUCGAAACCCUAACCCUAACUCAGACUCCGAGCUCCACCAAUUCGUCCGAUUGCAGCAGCUCCUCGAUCCCCGAGGAGGCCGAAAUCGUGGCGAAAUUGAAAAGCCCCGAGGUUCACGAACAGGAACAAGGCGCGAUUCAGCUGCGGAAGCUCACCAGGACGAGAGACGAAAUCAGGGGUCCGCUCUGCACUCCGCGGCUCCUCUCGUCGCUUCGCAGCGCAAUCGCGUCGAGAUACAGCGUGCUGCAGAUCAACGCCAUGGCCUCGCUGGUGAAUCUGUCCCUGGAGAAGCCGAACAAGGUGAAGAUCGUGCGGUCCGGAUUCGUCCCUUUGUUGAUCGAUUUCCUGAAGAACGGGUCCAGCGAGUCGCAGGAGCACGCGGCAGGGGCGCUCUUCAGUUUAGCUCUGGAGGACGAGAACAAGAUGGCGAUUGGCGUGCUGGGGGCGCUGCAGCCGCUGAUGUACGCCCUGAGAUCGGAUAGCGAGCGGACUAGGCACGAUUCGGCCCUGGCAUUGUACCACCUGACCCUGAUCCAGAGCAACCGCGUGAAGCUGGUGAAGCUUGGUGCUGUCCCGACGCUGCUGAGCCUGGUGAAGACGAGCGGGCUGGCGAGCAGGCUGCUGCUGGUGCUCUGUAACCUGGCGGUGAGCGCGGAAGGGAGGUCUGCGAUGCUCGAUGGGAAUGCAGUGGCGAUACUGGUGGCAAUGCUGAGGGAAGAAGGAGGUGGAAGGGGGGAUGCGGAGGUGAUGGGGAUUAGGGAGAACUGCGUGGCGGCGCUGUACUCGUUGAGCCAUGGGAGCUUGAGGUUCAAAGGGCUGGCGAAGGAGGCGAGGGCGGGGGAGGUUUUGCGGGAGGUGGAGGAGAAGGGGAGCGAGAGGGCGAGGGAGAAGGCGUGGAGGAUAAUGCAGAUGAUGAAGGGUAGGGACGAAGAGGCCGCGGAGGAAGUGGAUUGGGAGGAGGUGCUGGAGUCUGGUGGAUUCAGCCGGAGCCGGUACCACCGGGGAAUGCCUGCCGGUGGGGGCGGGAGGAAGGCUGUUGCUCCGAUUUCCAGCGAGUUCUGAUGGUCGGGGAGGCGGUUUGGUGUAAAUAGUAAGUUAAAUGGUGGGUUGAUUGAUUGAUGAAGGAUUGGGGAAGAGGAUGAAGUAGUGUUCUGUACUGGUUCUUCAUUCACUUUUGGUUUGUGUUUGUAUAGAAGAAGAGUAGGCAGGCAGGUUAUGCUUAGUUAGUGUUUUGAUGUAUUGCCAAUUACCAGACAUUUACAGCCGAUAGCAGUGAAGCGGUAAUGGCCGGCCAUGGAUUUGGUUGAUUAUGGAAGAGUGUAAUUGUAAAUUUUCUACGGGGCUGGCUGGCAGGCUGGUGGCCUGGUUAUUUAUUUGUGUACAGAACUUGAGGUAGGGAGCUCUGGAGGAGUGAUUAGAUGUGUAAGUAAGGCGUAAGCUAGUAUUGGUGAUAUCAUAGUGUUUGCUGAGGUAGUUCUGGGUUGCUGUGAUUGAGCAAAGAGAAGUUGAUUUCCAGAAUGAAUGGUGGUGAAUUUGGUUGCCUGUUAGUACAUAGAUGAGCAUGGGAUAUGGCGAUAGUGUGCAAAAUGUCAACAAUGGCUUCCUUCCAUAACCCAGAUCAGAUGCCUCCAAUAGGAUCAGUAUUCAGUAGGAUUGGAAAGACCAACGACACCGGUGGCUGGGAGGCUUCUGCUGCUGCUGUGUGGCCAUGAACUUAAUCCAAGUAGCUCACUAAGUUAUGGACCCAUUUAGGGUUAAUACCUUAGUUUGGCCCGAAGUUUAGCGUAAAUGUCAGUUUUGGCCCGAGUUUUUCAAUAAGACGUUUAUGGCCCACUUUUCAAAUUAAUGGACUAAUUUGGCCUCGAAUUUGAGUUGACUGUGAAAACUAACAGUCAAACAUUUAUUCUGUCAAUGACUCAGUAUUUAGUGCUGAGGUGGAAAUGACGUGGCUGCCACAUCAUUUAUAUUAAUGUAAAAAAUUUGAAAAGCACAUAAAAAAUAAAAACAAGAAAUUGAAAAAAAAAACCUAAAAGAAUAAUCCAAGCAUAGGAAAAUCGGGGUUGUAUAAUCCCUCUUCUGAUUCCCCACCAAGCUCCAAACCACUCAAUCCCUCCUCACCGCUGGCUCCGCCACCGUCCGCCUCACGAUCCCGCUUCACCACCGGCUUCCUCCAUUUCUCCUCUCGAUAAUCAAACCUCGACGCAUCUUAUUCUUCCUCCGCGUUGCUAUCGAGAGGGAACUUGAGAACCGAUCUAAGGCGCCUCUCAUCUCGACAUCCCGAAUCACUGCUCCGGCGAAGAUGAGUCCGAGAAGGAAGAUGGCAAGAACGGUCGAUUGAACAAUCGUUCGUCGCCGUUUUGGUUUGAGGGACGGCAACCACAGUCGCCAAUGCCAACGACGGAAGGAGGUCGAUGAGGUGGGGAAGAGGAAGGGAAUAGGGGUUUCGACAAAUUCAACCCAAUCUGCCACUUCUCCACCGCAAAAUUCAACAACUAGCGACCACGAUCCUUCUUCACGAUGCAAUUGCUCUUCACUAGAAUCGUGGAAGAGAUGGAAAAAUCAAGUGGCUGGGGACAAACGAGACGGUCUCGGGUUCGAGCUCCAGAUCUGAGUGAAAGAAGUCCUCCGGGAGUCAACCUCGGGGACAACAUCACCAUCAACUGUACUGGCCUGAUGGUUGACGGAGUUCAUCGGCGAAAACUUGAUGAAGUUGCAAACGAAGUUGGUGCGGCGCGGCAAGGAACCUGGGACGAUGAUAACCAUGGCGGCAGGGAAGGUGAGGUAGUGGGGAUAAGGAAGGGAGGGUUUUUCUUUCCCAUGGAUUUUGUUUUAAAAAAAAAAUUUGUCUUAAUUAAUUAAUUAAUGAUGUGGACGGCGCCACAUCAGCAGAAGAUGCUAACUCACAGACGGAAAAAAUGGUUGACCGUCAAUUUUAACGGUCAAUUCAAACUCCGGGCCAAAUAUGUCCAAUAAUUUGAAAAGUGGGUCAUAAACGUCUUAUUGAAAAAAUCGGGCCAAAACUGACACUUACGCUAAACUUCGGGCCAAACUAUGGUAUUAACCCACCCAUUUAUGAUUUAUCGAGGAGUGCACACCCAAUUGCCCAGCAAAAUCAAAUAGCUCGCCGAAUGUUGUUUUUGUUUGGCCAAAUACACUUGUGUAGCCAAAACUUUGACGGUUUUGCCAAAUAUAGCCACUUUUGGCGAAAUACAAAAAAUAGCCACUUUCGUCCAAUUAUUUGACGGUGUUAAUUAACGUGCUGACUGGACUAACUGCAGUCGUUGACGUGACACAUUUUAUUCAAAAAUAAUAUUAGGUGGAAAAUAAUUAACAUUUUAUCCUUUUGUUUUAAUCAAUUUAAACAAAAAUAACAAAUCUCUUCUCUCCACCACUGCCUGUUCACCUCCCCUUUAUCAAUACUUACCUAAAGCUCCCAGAAACUUCCUCUUCUGCAAUCACCACCACCGCCUUAAUCUCCUUCCUAACGCCGACGUUUCCUUCCUCGACGUCGAGAUAAUCUUUCCUCGAGCUUAAUCGAGUUACCUGACUCGUCGAGGCGGCUCAUCCUCUCAUCUCCGCCGCCGCCUCCGCCUCAUAGAAGCCUGACGAGCGUCCUCUGUUUCCGCCGCUCGAGCAGCCCUUCUUGCGAUUCCUGAGGUUAAUCCAUCAUCCCUCAUCCACUCCUGCGACAAUGGGCUUUCCCAGUUUCUGCGGUGGGCGACUAGCGACAGUGGCCGAUUUCUGUGACAUCUCUGUGAAAAAUGGGAAUCUCCCCAUCUAUCUCUAUUAUUCCCCAUCUGUGUUGAUUGGAAUACAGGGGCAAAGGUUAAAGAUGGCGAGCAGUUCGGUGAACGAGGAGAUGGAGAUGAAGGGAAGAAUAUAUGAAUUGAUUAUUGGUGAGGCGAGUUUGAGGUAGGGGACUAGGCUGAGAUGGAGAUCCGUGGUGGAUAUGAGUGGCCGACGACUUGAGGGAGUUGGAGAGGGAUGGAAUUGAAUGAAGAAAGAAUGAUUAGAUGGCGUUUGGGUAGGCGGUGAAUGUUUCGAUUACGAGGGGCUCAGUGGAGGUGGAGAUUGUGCGACUGAGGGGGCGGAGGAGGCGAUUGGUCGAGUGAAAUAGAGAAGAAGGAUUCAGCCACCGCCACCUCUCUUCAUCUCUCGAUCCCGCCGCCGUCGUAUUGGAAGCAGUCGUCAUCAAUCAUAGCCGGAUCUGAUGAGAUGGAACCCUAUUUCCCCAAAUUCUAGGGUUGAGGCGAAACCCAGACUCCCAGAGAUGCCCGACCAGUCAACUAGAGCGAUUGAAGAGAUGGGCUGGAGCGACGACCGGAUGGGUGGGUCUAGGGGAAUCGAGGGAGAAGUUUGGUGGCAAGGUUGUCAACCCGCGGGUUGACCCGGACCCGGUUGAGCUAGUGGGUCAAGGGUUAAUGGGUCACCCGGUUUAGCCCGGAAAUAUAAAAAGCGUCAUUAUAUUGUACUUAUCCUGAUAAAUUAUAUCAAAUAUCAUCUAACAUAUGAGUUAUAACAUAUAAUAUUACACCAAAAUAACAUUUCGUACUUAGAUUCAACAUAUAAUGAAAAUUCACACACGCUUAUAAAACAUUAAUAUUCAA